This is a messenger RNA of Gasterosteus aculeatus aculeatus (three-spined stickleback), 949 nucleotides long. It is a transcript of the gene nxt2, whose product is annotated as nuclear transport factor 2-like export factor 2. Gene Ontology annotation, biological process: nucleocytoplasmic transport. The record is from RefSeq and is a predicted model, not a curated record. Lineage: Eukaryota; Metazoa; Chordata; Actinopteri; Perciformes; Gasterosteidae.
AAGUAAUACAUGAUACAAAAUGGCCGCUUUUGGUUGCCAAGGCGCUGUUUGAACAAGAAGAAGAAAAGACUAAACUGUUGGUGGGAAUUAUUUCCCGCUGUCAAUAUAUAUAUUCAGCAUUUGUCCGAUUAAACUUUAUAUUAUGGCGAAUACGCUGGAUUUCAGGACCCAUGUCGAUCAGUCAUGCAGAUAUUCAGAAGAAUUUGUCAACAUUUAUUACGACUGCAUGGAUAAGAAAAGGAGGAACUUGACCCGACUGUACCUGGACAAGUCGACCUUGGUGUGGAAUGGGAAUGCCGUGUCAGGACAGGAGGCCCUCAGCGAGUUCUUUGAGUCUUUGCCUUCGAGCGAGUUCCAAGUUCAAACCCUGGAUUGCCAGCCAGUUCAUGAGCAAGCUACCCAAGGUCAGACCACACUGCUCGUGGUGACUGGUGGGACGGUGAAGUUCGAAGGGAACAAACAGCGUUUCUUCAACCAGAACUUUCUUUUAACAGCACAGGCUACACCCAACAACGACCAGCCUGUUUGGAAGAUUGCAAGUGACUGUUUUCGUUUUCAAGAUUGGAAUAGCUGAAGCUCCCCUGAUCUAAAAUGUAUGAACACUCAACAGUAAUUAGAAACAGAAAUGAACAAACACCACACGAUGCAAAAAAGUGUUUAUUCUUGAAUGUUGAACAGGGCAAUAUGCUCAUGAUGGAGUAAUAAAUACAAAAAAAGACAACCAAAUGUAAAACAAUUGUGAAUGUGUGCGUCUUUAAGGUUUGAUGAGACACCAUCAACACAUUUGGAUAAAUACACCUUCAUUAAAAGGAUCAAACUAGACUCUGUUAAACUUUACACCAAAAUGUACAUUAACCCAGGAACGGAAGCGAAGAACAUCGUAUCAUAACCAGCUAUGACUUGCUAAUGCAAAUACACAUCUUUAUUGCAAAACAUGCUUGAACUUAAA